AUAUUAAAAUGAAUUGUAAAUGUGCAAAAUGCAAUAGUUUUGACUGAAGAGUAGUCGAGUGAGCUUCCGAACAAAAUCCAACGCUGUAACUACAUAUACCGUGGAAAAUGGCUACCUUUGCGAUUGGUGAAAUACCCAACUACUUCAAUACGGAGUUUUUCAAGAGAACACUAGAGAAUGGACUACGCACGGGGGACAUCAAAAUACUUGGCAUUUCCAUUGAGAAUCUAACAAUGGGGGGCGAAAAUUAUUGCAGUAAUAUUUAUCGCGCGAUCAUCAAAUACAAAAACACCGACGAUCAGCAAAGCGAGCAAACGGUGAUAAUCAAAAAUAUGCCAAAACUCAAGCAAGGCGUACUUAGCCGCUUGAACAUCUAUCGGAAAGAGACAAUCUUCUAUUUGGAUAUCAAGCCUAAAGUGGAGGCGCUUAUGUGGUAUUUGGGCGAAUCGUGGAACCUGGCCGCAAGGCACUUCCAUUCAACCACCGAACCGGAGCAGAACAUCAUUUUUGAGGAUCUGAGUGUGCUAGGUUUCUCCAUAGAGAGUAGGCAAGCUGGACUUGAUUUGGCGCAUGCGCAAAUUGUUAUGGAAAAAUUGGGAGAAUAUCAUGCACUUACCAUGGUCAUGGCGGAUAGGGAACCCGAAAUAAUCAUCGAUCAUUAUGCUUUCGGACUUCUGAACCUUGACUCCAUAAAAGCGGAUGCUUUCAAGGCACUUUUUGGAGCGCAACUUCUCAAACUCGCCACACUUAUAACUGAAGAUCCCGCCAUGCAAGCGAUUUCGAAAAAAUUGCUGAAAUACUACGAUCAUUUCACAGAGCGUGUUCUCGAAUCUGUAUACCCCUUAAGAGGUGAAGUGAACGCGCUCAAUCAUGGCGAUUUGUGGGUUAAUAAUUUAUUCUUCAAAUACGAUGUCAAUUCAUUGAAAUUCAAAGCACCAAGUGAAGUACGAUUUAUCGAUUUUCAACUUUGUUACUAUGGCAGCAUUGGCUUCGAUAUCAAUUAUUUUCUGAACACCAGCGUUCAAUUGGAUGUGUUGCAGAACUGCCGUGAAUCCUUAAUCGAAACGUACUAUGACAGCCUGCUGAGGACCCUCAAAGCAUUGCCCUACACUGCGCGACUGCCCAAAUUUGCCGAUGUAUUGCGGGAGAUUGCACAGCGUGAGGCUUUUGGCUUCUUCGUUGCGUUCGGCUUUUUUCCGCUAAUGUCAAUGUUUAGUAUGGACUCGCACGAUAACUCAUUGGAAAAAUUUUACGAUGAGGAGUUUGCGCGCCGUAAAAUUGAAUUGAUGUUUCAGAGCAAUCCACGCACAAUGGAUACGUUAAAAUAUGCGCUUAAGCGUUUUGAUGACCUGAAGAUAUUGGAUUAAAAGAUGUUUAUUUAUUAUGUUGA
This is a messenger RNA of Rhagoletis pomonella (apple maggot), 1390 nucleotides long. RefSeq lists its product as uncharacterized. Bases 108 to 1367 code for a protein of 419 amino acids. The transcript has 4 exons. The record is from RefSeq and is a predicted model, not a curated record. Lineage: Eukaryota; Metazoa; Arthropoda; Insecta; Diptera; Tephritidae.